Messenger RNA from Phytophthora infestans T30-4, 744 nucleotides. RefSeq names its product protein kinase. Gene Ontology annotation, biological process: intracellular signal transduction; peptidyl-serine phosphorylation. Gene Ontology annotation, molecular function: ATP binding; protein serine/threonine kinase activity. Lineage: Eukaryota; Oomycota; Peronosporomycetes; Peronosporales; Peronosporaceae. The record is from RefSeq and is a predicted model, not a curated record. The transcript has 3 exons. Bases 1 to 744 code for a protein of 247 amino acids.
AUGAUCUGGAACAAGCGAAAUCUCCUCAUUCAAGUCCGCAGUCCAUUACUCGUGCGAGAUAUAUGUCACAUAUUUCAGGAUUCGUACAACUGCUACGUCGUCAUGGACCUGCGGCUUGGUGGAGAUCUCAAAUACCAUCUCAAAUUCACACACAAAGAUGGUUUUCCAGGGACAGAGGCGAGGUGCUACACAGCCGAAGUAUUGUUGUCGCUGGCAUAUCUCCACUACCCUCGCCUAACGGACUUGGGCAUCUCGGUACCGAGAGCCAACAUACGACUUCAAAGUCGUAGUGGCACUGUCGCGUACAUGGCUCCAGAGAUCUUCCGAGGCUCUACUGACCACGGAAUACCGUCAGAUUUGUUCAUUUUGGGUGUGUUGACAUUCGAGUUGCUGUUCAGACGACGGCCUUGGAGCGUGCGCUCGCACCUCGAAAAGUGUCCAAAUGCGAUCAAGGGGUUUCACGACAAAUAUUACCCGAUAGAACUCUUGGAUAGCACAACUGGUACUAAGGCCAAGCUGUCACAAAGUUGUCGAUCGUUUCUGCUGGGACUGUUAUCUAGCACUCUCUCGCCACCCUUUGUCCCGGUGGUAGAUGAAAAAAAAACCACCUGCGAUACAGCUGCCCAAGACUUUGAUGACGUCCUCAGUUUAAACUCCCUUGGAGAGCGAAUAUCAGCUGAAGAUCAGGAGAAAUUCCAGGAGUUCGAGUUCAACGUCGGUGCCAAUAACCCUGUAGCUAUAUAA